Messenger RNA from Cheilinus undulatus (humphead wrasse), 17281 nucleotides. RefSeq names its product E3 ubiquitin-protein ligase rnf213-alpha-like. The record is from RefSeq and is a predicted model, not a curated record. Bases 27 to 15938 code for a protein of 5303 amino acids. The transcript has 67 exons. Gene Ontology annotation, molecular function: ubiquitin-protein transferase activity; metal ion binding; ATP hydrolysis activity. Gene Ontology annotation, biological process: ubiquitin-dependent protein catabolic process; sprouting angiogenesis; negative regulation of non-canonical Wnt signaling pathway. Gene Ontology annotation, cellular component: nucleolus; cytosol; membrane. Lineage: Eukaryota; Metazoa; Chordata; Actinopteri; Labriformes; Labridae.
AGGAAGCAGAAAGAAGAAGGUACAUCAUGUUUUGCCCUGAAUGUGGAAAUCAGGUGGAAAGAUCAUAUAAAUUUUGUCCUGAAUGUGGCUUCAAACUAUUUCUCUUGAUUCAAAAAGGUGCAGAAGAUGUCUCUAAGUCAUCAAAUCAACCUUUAGUCUCUGCUGAAGAGAAGAGCCAAAAGGAGGAUCAGGAUCAAGCUCCAAAAGAUGUUACAAGAGCACAAGAAAAUGCUGUCCAGAAAGAGGGGCAGCUGGCUAGUGAUGACAAAGAACCAGCCAGUGAUGGCACUACUUCACAAGACAUAUCAGAUAAAACUACUUGCCCCGCCACUCCAGAAAAAGAAGCAACAUCCUCCACAGGCAACCCAGCAACCUUAGUUGAAGAGUCAUUCCCCUCCGUCACUGAGAGUUGGAAGGAGGAAGAGAAGACGUCCGCUUCAGCCCCUGAGAGUAAUUCUAAACUGUGCAGUGAGGCAGUCCCUGUUUCAAACCUUUGUGUUUCUACAACACCUCCCUCCAGCAUACAUGCCAGUGACAAAAAAGAGGUUCACCCAGAUCUUGGAACAAAUGACAGUCAUAAUGCACUUCAAGAUCCUGCCAACAAACCAAGUGGCAUUCCUUCUACAUCUGUGUCUUCAUUAACAUCAGGUAAAGAAAGAGGCACAACUUCAUCUGAGCCAUCUGAUCAAACAACUCAAAAAUGCGAUUCACCGUUAAAGAGAGCAGCCUCAAAUGAAGAAAAAGAAGUGGCACAAAAUCUUACUGAGGGGCCAGAUGGUAAAGAUAACUGGCUAGACUGUUUUCAGAAGCAGACUGCUAGUGAUGAGCUAAGGUCAGCCAAAGAUGGUGCUAUACCCCAGGACACUUCAGGUAGCACUGCAAGCCCAGCCACUCAGAAAAAAAGAGCCUUGCCCUCAUCAUCCAGUGAGACAGUCAGUGAACCAAGUGUCACCCAAAGUCCACAAGUCACAGCACAGCAUUGCAAAGAGGUAGAGAGGCUGUCUUCUACAGCCCCUGGGAGCACCCUUCAGCCAUGCAGUGAGACAGCUUCAGUACCAAACCCACCUGUUUCCAAGUCUUCUGGCGCAUCUGUCAGUCAUAAACUGACAGAGCAACAAACAGAGACCGCAGAUAUACGUACAAAAGGGAGUCCUGAUGAGGUGCAAAUACCUGCCGACAAGCCAAGUGACAUUCCUUCUGGGCCGUUGCUGAACUCUGCAUCAGUGCCAGUAACAACUGAAGAGGCCACUUCAACUAUUCCCAAAACGACUAAACAAAGGCCUCAAAAGUGUGAUUCAGAUGAGACAACCUAUCAUGAGACACAAAUUCUCUUUGGGGUGCAAGAUGAUAAUGAAGAAAAGCAAACUGUUGUUAAACCAUCGGACAAGGAAGAGGACCAAGCAGACAGAGAUUCUACUGAUUCACGCCCAGAAACAAAUACAGCUACAAGGACUGAGGCAGUUGUUACUAAAUCAAGAGAAAGAAAUGGCAAACCAGUGGCAGAGAGACAAGAAGAGCAGGCAGAAAAUAAAGAUGUUGCUAAAUACACUUCACCAAAGCCCUCUUGCCCACCCAGCCAGGCUGGAGAGAAGCUGGGUCCUCAUGUGGCAGCAACUAUCUUGGAAACACACUCCCAACUUAAGGAACAUCAAACCUUACCAAGAAGUGAGUCCAUACCUGUGUACUUCCAUGCUGUCACUUCAAAAGAUUUGGAUCCAGAUGAUAAGAUUUUCCUAAUGUCUAAAAACUCGUCAGGACAAUGGGGAGUCAUCACAGAAAUGAACUUUACUACGAAACUGGGAGACAAACGAUAUCUUGUUGUAGGUCAGACUAGGGUCUCCAAAACCCUAGUACAUCAUAGCAUACCCUACAAGUACUUAAUCUGCAAGAACAGUAAACAAGGCAACAAGGAAAUGUACGAGACCCUCUACAACAAAGAUGGAAAUCAAAUUGUAAACAGGUGCCUGACAAUCAGAGAGGAACUUCUAACACAUGAAGGGGAAUGGCACCAAUAUGAUGACAUGAUCCAUUCCGAACUGAAGAAGGGGUUCUGGUCAGGGACUAAAGACUUGGUAAUGAAAGGGAGAGACCUAGCGGGCAGUGCGAUGCUGAACAUCAUUUUUGACCUUCUCUCAUCUUGGAAUGGACCAAACGUGGACAACUUCUUUAUCCUGCUGCGACAGUUCUUUUUUACAUACAGCAAUCCCAUACUUCAUGAUGGCAUGGAAAGAUCAUGGGGAAUACAGUACGGUACUGAAGAGGUGAAAAAUCUUCUCAAACAUUCUCUUGAUGAAAACCUCAAUCCCAGGUCUGGAAGGAAAGGAGAAUGCAUAUUACCACCUCUUCAUGCUGGAGUUGUUAGGUUGAUCAUUUACAGGGAGUAUCUGGGAGAGGACAUGAAACAUCAGCUUUCCAGUCUGUGUGAUCUUCUUUGCUUGCCAAAGAAGCCACCACACCACUUCAAACCUUUCUGGGAAGCCUUUUUGAGCCCUUUACCAGAUAGAAGCAGAAUUGCAGAUGCUGUUGAGCAACUCUGCAACAAUGCUGAAAAACACAAUGUUGAAAAAUGGUUCUUGGUCAUCCCUCUGAUUCAUCUGCUAAGAGGAGAAAGCAAGCCAUUUGAGCCAGUUCCACCAGUGUCCAAUCCACAGUUUGACUCCUGGACAUGCUUAAAGGGGGGCAAAGGAACAAGGGACAGUUACGCAAGGAGCAUAAUCCAGAUCAUGAAAGAGCAUGUACACCUGGCAUACAUUGAUCGUCUUCUUGUGCGAUCUUGGAUGUUUCUGCUCCGUUUGGAUGAUUUGAAAAGCUUCAUAGAAAGUGCGCAAGUGGAGCUCCUAGACCUACUUCAGCACCUCAGUGUAAAACUUGAAAUAACAUUCACAAACUACAAGGCUUUGAAAGAAUUGGCAUCUCAUCUCAUCAGCAAACUAAGUAACCACACUCAAAGUUUUGAUGACCAGUAUGGAGAGAGUUGCUUGAAAACUACAGGAAGGCUGCUUGAGGUUAUCUGCCGUCACUUAACUGAUCCACAAUACUGUGAUGUUCCUCUUGACUUCCUUGAUCUAUUCUGUCAGAUUGCCAAGUCAACAGAGAAAAUUAAAGACGAACUAUUUUGGGACACAGUGGAAACAAUAAGGAAAUGGCGUAGAACUACCUUUGGAAGUAAACUACUUACUGCAUGGGCUCAUGUAGAGUUCACUGUUCCCUGUGAGGUCAAGGUAUGGGAGAGGUUACUCUCACUAUCCUUUAGUCAUGAAAAACACACAGAGUCUUGGAGGAUGACCUUCAUGGAUGAUUUUGAAGGAAAACUAAAGAAAGAAAAACCAGUUGAUCAAAUUGGAAUAUACUCUAACAAGAUGGAAGAACUGAGCAAGACAAGCCCAUUGCUAUGCAGUGCAAUGGAGAAAUGUGCAUCAGAGGCUACUGAAGCCAUUUGCCAGGAUAAUUCCCGCAGAGCUGUUUCAGAGCUGAUGAGGAAACACGAUAUCACAAAGUUUGGGAAGCUGAUGUCUAUUGUUGUGCUGAAGACGUGGCCCAAAGAUGCAAAUGGGCAUGACACUGAAGGAGAGGACUUAAUAUUUGAGCACCUAAUCAACUGGCCUAUGGCAAAAACUAUCUUUCAAAUGACAGGAAGAGGAGGAUGGCUGAUUGAUCGACUGUCAGAUGAAGCACAAACCAAAAUGAUUCUGACAAGUUCGGCUUUUAAAUCUGUGACCAAAAAGUUCUUCAGUGGAGAGAUCCAGAUGAAAACUUUAAACCAAAUCUUCCUGAAAGACCGCGAGUUUGUUGACUUGCUGAAAAUAGAUGGACUCUGUGAUGAUGAUCGUUGUAAAGAUGACAGAAACACAAGAAGAUUGCUGAGACGGAGAAAAGAUGAAGCAGAUGCCAUCCAAAGUGAGAAGGACCUGGUCAAGAGUCUUGUACAUAUCUGUCAGGAGCUUCCAAAUCGUGUCAAAGUUGACUUUGAGGAUUUGGACAAAAAACUUCACCAGAACAUUGAGGUGAUGAAUCUUAACGAACUGGUCAAUGCUUCCACUCUUGAUAGACAGACAUCAUCUGAAAUUGAUGUCACUUAUUUUAAGCUGUGUGAGAGCACUCGUCAAAUGGCAUCAGAAGUAGAUGUCAUUAAAGACAGUGCACUCUUCAGAAUGUGCUGGACAAACCAAGUAGAAGAUCUGUCAAGAGAACAGUCUGAUACAGAGGACACUGAACAUCUUGCUGGAGAAGAAAUCUACACUCUCGAUCAGGUCUACAGCAAAAUAUUCACAAGCUGCUACAGCCAGUACAAAGCUCUUUAUGAUGGUCUGAAGAGUGGAGAGCUGUUACUGGAAGAGUUAGACAGCAUCAUGGAGGACUAUAAAGGAACUUAUGAAGAUCUGAAAAAAGAUUUUGGCAUCAUGUGCAGAAUUAAUCCAUCUGAUGACAGAAAAUGGAUCAAAACAAGGGUUGACCAGAUUAAACAGUACCGUGAUCUUCAUCUUGCAAUGGAGUCUGCCCAAAUCAUCAUGGAUAUCAGGGAUGCAGUGUGUCCAGACGGAGACUUCAAAUUACUGGAGAAAUUGCUGCAAAUGAAUGAAGAAGACUUCAAGAAAAACAGCCUGAACUGUAUUGAUGAGAACUUCAUAAAAGCUAAAAAGAUGUUGAAUGACAUCACAAAUGAUCGCAAGGAAUGCCUUCAGGAAUUUCGUCAGAGCCUCAAGUUUGUCUCUUGGAUAAAGAAAGAACUUGAAGAUUUAAAUGAGCUGAAAGUUUUUGUUGACCUUGCAUCCAUCUAUGCUGGAGAAAAUGACAUGGAGGUGGAUCGUGUGGCCUGUUUUCACGAUGCUGUUCUUGGGUACUCAUCCAUGUUGUAUGGCCUAAAACAGAAUUCUGAUUUUGUGGCCUUCAAGGAGUCCUUGUCAAAACUGUGGAAGGCACUUGAGAAUGACAAAAAGAUACCAAUGAAGUUGCGGGAUACAGCAUGCCAUCUGGAAUGGUUAACGACUGUCAGGGAAAGUCAUGGAUCCGUUGAAUUUUCUUCUCUCUCCUUGGCUACAUCCAUCAAUGAAAGAGGAGUGUACAUCAUCAAAGCCCAAAAUGAGAAAAGGCUUACAGUGGAGAAUUGUCUGAUGCUACAAAUUCAGGACGGACAUGAGAGAAAUAUGACAUGCACCUAUGAGGACCUGAAAGAGUUGCAAAAUAAGCUUAUGCUCAUGUCUGGGAGAGGGGAACAAAGUCAGAGUGAAGUGGAAUGCUUUGCUGAGGUGUUCGACAAUGUCCAAAGACUUGCCAGAACAUUUGUUGACCUUUAUGAAGCAGGGAAUCCACUCUUUAAGUGUUGGGAGGCAAAGAUUUGUUGCAAAACUCAAACCAGCCCAUGUAUCACAAUGGAAAUCUACUUUUGUAAGACGCUGCAUAACAUCCAAAUAUGUGGAAAUCUGGUAGAACAACUUGCAGCAUUGUCCCAGAAGAUGGAGUUAUUUCUUAAAGACUGGCAAAACUUCAUUGACAAACAGAGAUCAGACUUCUACUACUUAAACUUUUUCACUGCAGAACAAAUAUUCUACCUGUGCAGUGUUUUGACUCGGAACAACGUUGAUGUAGAAAUGGAGGACAAAGCUUUGAUGAUGCUCUCUUUCAUAAAACCAAACUGCACAACAUCUGACGUCUGGAGAACAUGGAAGAAGUUUCUCGACCAAUUUGAACCCAGCAAAAGGAUGAAUGAUGAUAUUCCUUUCAAAAGUCACUUUCGCCACCCUGAAGAAAGUCACGUGUCCUCAGCCAACAUGAGUUCUUUAACAGCAGAUGAUCCAGCAGAUAAUGGAGUCCAGACUGCUGGUUUGAAAGAACUGGAAAAGUUGUGGAAUGACUACAUGGACAAUGAGGGAAUGUUUUUCCAUGAGCUUUUGGACAUUAGGAGUUUAGGGGGGCUGUUAAAAAAGAUGACUGCUGUAGAAGAUCAAAAUGAAAUCGAAUGGGAACAACCUGUGCUGUCAGAGACAAAAGACAGCUCACUCAGAAGAAGCCUUCCUAAAGGAUUUUCCUCAAACCAGCCAAAUCUCAUCAUCUGCCCAUGUGAUGAUGUCCUUACAGCAACUAUCUCUUUGUACAUGGUUAGUGAGUAUGAGCCACUGCCAAGCUAUGAUGAGGUUCUCUUGUGUUCCCCGGAAACAUCUCACGAGCAAGUAGAACUUUUCCUCAGGAGGUGUCUCACACCAGGUGACAUUGGCCAGAAGAUUUACACAAUGCUUUGGGCAGACCAGCUCACUUAUGACGUAAGCUGUGCAAUGGAGAAGUGCUUUCAGAAACUGCAUUCCCUGUUUAGACAUGAUUCCAGGCUGGUGAUCUUUUGCAGCUCUGAAAGGGAGCACACUUACAUUCCUACUGCAUUCAGUCAGUUUAAAAGAGAUGUUGUGCCUCAAGAGCCACUGGAAAGGAUCCAAAAGUACUUGUCCAGACAUUACACUGUGUCUUCAGAUCACAGGAAUGUUUUUUUCAAAGGUGACCAUUCUGUUGGAAUCGUUGCAUCCCAACGUGCAGGAGUAGGGAAGUCGUUGUAUGUCCAAAGACUGUAUGAAAAGCUGGAAGGAAGUGUUGAACAGGAAACUACAUUCAAGAAGUGCAUCCGACUGACUGAGCCUGAGAUUAAUGAACACAAGGUUCUCCAGUCGUUGUAUGACACACCAAAACAAAAAGAUCUCAAGGUGUUUCACUUUGAUGUUACGUCCUCGGUGCGAAAAGGCUUAAAUGAAUUCCUAUUCAAGCUAUUAUUUUUGCGAUACCUGAUGGAUUCAGAUGGGCAGAUGUGGCACUGCAGUUGCAAACACUUAUACAUUGUCGAGUUACUGGAACCUACAAAUGACCAGUCAAGAUAUGCGUCCAAAUCUGGGCGAAAGGAAAACUUUCCACUCUCUCACAUUUUUCCUAAGGUGAUUUGUCGCUCACCAAAGGAAGUAAUAGCUUUGGAAAUGGAGAGAGAGAAAAGUGCUGAUGAUGUGAGUGAAGACCCCCUCAUGGAUGACGAAUACUUCAGGAGUGAAGUUUAUCAAAGACCAUACCAGUACCUAACACGUUUUCACAACAAAAGCAAUCUUGACAAAUUCACUUACUCUGGCAUUGAAGGGACUCAUGCAGAGUGUCUUCAGAUACUCUUAAUCUACUGCGGCAUCAUUGAUCCAUCAUGGGCAGAACUGCGUAACUUUGUCUGGUUCCUUAAUCGUCAGUUGCAGGACUGUGAGUAUUCAGUUUUCUGCAAGUAUGAGUUUGUUGGAGACACUCUUCGAGGGUUCAAAAACUUUGUAGUUGAGUUUAUGAUCUUGAUGUCCAAAGACUUUGCAACCCCAUCACUAUGCAUCACUGACCAGAGCCCAGGGAGGCAACAAAUCGACAUCAGUGGCCUUAAUGAACAAGAUUUGGCUCCAUUCCUCAUCAGAAAAAGGUGGGAAUCUGAGCCUCAUCCAUACAUCUUUUUCAAUGAUGACCACAUGUCCAUGACAUUCAUUGGAUUUCACUUGGAGCGCAAUGACCAGAGGGGUGUGGAUGCCAUAAACCCAUUGACAGGAUCAGUGAUCAAGAGAAACAUCAUGUCUCAAGAGCUGUACACAGGCUUAAGACAUCAGAAAGUCCCUUUUAACAGGGACUUUGAUCAGCUUCCUCGAGCUGAGAAGAUUGAGCUGCUGUGCAGUGUGCUUGGCAUCAAGAAUCCAAAAGAUCCUGAUGAAACAUAUGAACUGACCACAGAUAAUAUUCUCAAAAUGAUGGCCAUCCAUAUGAGAUUUAGGUGUGGCAUUCCAGUCAUCAUAAUGGGUGAGACAGGAUGUGGAAAGACAAGGCUAAUGAAGUUCAUGUGUGAACUUAAAAGGGGUGAAGCACAAGCCGAAAAUAUUAAACUGGUCAAGGUUCAUGGAGGAACUACAUCAGAAAUGAUACAUGAGAAAGUGAGGGAAGCGGAAACUCUUGCAAGGACCAACAAAGAGAAUCAUGAACUUGAUUCAGUUCUUUUCUUUGAUGAGGCAAACACCACAGAUGCCAUCAGCAGCAUCAAAGAGAUCCUGUGUGAUAACACAGUGCAAGGAGAACAGCUUUGUCCUCAUACAGGACUACAGAUUGUUGCUGCAUGCAAUCCCUACAGGAAGCAUACAGAUGAGAUGAUUGAGAGGCUGGAGGCAUCUGGACUGGGUUACAGGGUCAGGGCUGAGGACACUGAGGACAGACUUGGCUCCAUUCCUCUCCGCCAGCUUGUCUAUCGUGUUCACGCAUUACCCCCCAGUAUGAUUCCUCUUGUUUGGGACUUUGGGCAGCUAAAUGACCCCAUUGAGCAAAUGUACAUCGAACAAAUAGUGCAAAGACAGACAAGGAUCAACUUAAUUAAAAAGAGUUAUAUUCGCACAAUAACUCAGGUGUUGUCAUCGUCACAGAAGUUCAUGAGGGACAAGAAAGAUGAAUGCAGCUUUGUCAGUUUGAGAGAUGUUGAACGUUGCAUGCAGGUGUUUGUGUGGUUCCACAAAAAACACCCAGUACUUGCAGAAGAACUAAAAACAUUCAUUGGGAAGCAAAGUCAGCGGGAAAGAAACAAAAUCAAGUUUUCACCUGCUAGUGACAGAGUUAUCUGGUCACUUUUGAUGGCUACUGGAGUGUGUUACCAGGCAUGCUUGGAGAUAAAAGGGCCAUAUCUGCAAACUAUCAGCCAGUUGCUCCCUGGAUACAGCAAAGAGAGAGUGCUUCAGGAAAUCCAACUCAUGCAGGACCUUCUACUCAGUGGUGUACCCAUGGGCAAGACAAUUGCUAGAAAUGAGGCUUUGAAAGAAAAUUUCUUCAUGAUGGUAAUCUGUGUGGAGCUUCGAAUUCCCUUGUUUAUUGUAGGGAAACCUGGGAGCUCAAAAUCACUGUCCAAAACCCUUGUUGCCCAUGCAAUGCAGGGCCCUGCCUCCCACUCUGAACUUUACAAGAGGCUAAAACAGAUACAUUUGGUGUCUUUCCAGUGCAGCCCUCAUUCAACCCCUGAAGGUAUCAUCAACACAUUCAAGCAAUGCGCUCGCUUUCAGGAGAACAAGAAGUUGGAUGAAUACAUUUCAGUCGUCGUUCUUGAUGAGAUUGGAUUGGCUGAAGAUUCCUCCAAAAUGCCGCUGAAAACACUCCACCCAUUACUGGAAGAAGGUUGUGUUGAUGAUAAGCCACAACCUCAUCAAAGGGUUGGGUUCAUUGGAAUUUCUAACUGGGCACUUGACCCUGCAAAGAUGAAUCGGGGAAUAUUUGUGUCCCGAGGGGAUCCAAACCUGGAAGAGCUCAUCAAAAGUGCUGAGGGGAUAUGUGCAUCUGAAAAAACAAUUCUGGACAAGAUCAAACACCUCUUUAAGCCCUUUGCAAAAGCCUACAUGACCAUAUGCCAAGAAGGGAAGGGGUUUUUUGGUCUGCGUGACUUUUACAGUCUCAUAAAAAUGGUAUUCUCUAUUACCAAACGCAGUAAUGAGAGACCCACUGCAGAUGAAAUCACUGGAGCAGUCCUCAGAAACUUCAGUGGAAAAGAUGGUGUGGAUGUGAUGGGCAUAUUUAGCAAAGAACUCACAGAUGACUUUGCCGAUGCUUGUAUUACCACCAGUGAUUUGGUCAAUCAAAUCAUCUCUCCAUCUUGCCAAGGUGAAGAAAGUCGUUACCUGUUGAUCCUCACGAAGAACUAUGCAGCACUUCAGAUACUCGAACAGAUUUUCUCAACUCACCAAAUCCAUCCAGAGAUUAUAUUUGGGUCCAGUUUCCCAAAGGAUCAGGAGUACACACAGAUUUGCAGGAACAUCAAUCGUGUCAAGGUUUGCAUGGAGACCGGACAGACAGUUGUGCUUCUCAAUCUUCAGAAUCUGUAUGAAAGUCUGUACGAUGCUCUCAACCAAUACUACGUGACCCUGGGAGGUCAAAAGUAUGUUGAUCUUGGAUUAGGAACCCAUCGUGUGAAAUGCAGAGUUCACAAAAACUUCAGGCUCAUUGUCAUUGAAGAGAAAGAGGUGGUGUAUGAGCAGUUCCCAAUCCCACUGAUCAACAGAUUGGAGAAACAUUACCUUGACAUCAACACUGUCCUUGGAGAUCAGCAGAAGGACAUUGUUAAACAGCUACAGAAAUGGGUUGAUGACUUUGUGGCCUCAAGUAUUCAACCCUACAUGAAGAAGCAGUAUGUUCCAAGUGAUGUUUUCAUUGGCUACCACGCAGACACAUGCUCCUCUGUGGUCCUUCAAGUAACAGAGAACCACAAUGAUGAAACAGAUGCCCAAACCAUUCUGGAUAAAGCCAAAGCUAUUUUGCUUAACUGUGCCACUCCAGACUCAGUCAUUCGUUUGGACAAAUCCAGGCUUCCAGUUGAGGAAAGAGAACAUCUGAUGACAGAAUACGUUAAAGAGCAGAUGCACAGUUCAUUAGGAGACUACAUCAUUUACCACAGAAAGCAGUUGGAACAGUCACACAUUUUCUUCACUGAGGUCACAACAUUUUCUAGGCUUCUGACUGCUGCAGACACACAAAAACUACAAAGUCAGAUAAAGCUUGAUGAUAUCCAUCUCCUGUCACUGCAGCAGUUUGACACAGAGUUCUCCUUUCUCAAGAAAAUCAGGGAAUGUCUUGGUCCAACACCUGCAGAAAAAGUGCUCAUCAUCCAAACAGACUAUGAGGGAGACUCCCACAAGAGGAAUGCAUUCUCUUCUGCAAAAUAUGCAUGUGUCAAUGAAAUAAAUAAGUUGGCCACUGCAGACAGCAUGAAGCCAUUUGUCUACUUUGUGACCAAACUACCCCGAAUCGAGGGUGGGACUUCAUAUGUCGGGUUUCAAGGAGGUCUCUGGAGAUCUGUGCACAUUGAUGAUCUCAGACGAUCCAAAGAAUUUGUGAUGAAUGUUGAUUCCUUGAAGAACCUUUGCAUGAGCGAGAUUUUUGAAGACCCACCAGACGCCAUGGAUACAGAAGACCAAGCCGGUGUCCUACAAAAUGAUGACUCCACUGCUUUGGAAAGUUUGUUUGACAUACCAAAUCUGCUGAGGAGCUGUGUACAGAGUGCAGUCAGCAUGCUAAGAGAUGCAGCAGACAAUGCUGAGCUCAGCACAAAGCGAGUGGAGAACCUGCUCACACUUCUGGAUGAAAGUCAGACACAGGGUGUGUUUACCAAAAUUGUGAGGAAGCGUAUCCACUCACUGUUAAAGGAUUACGAGGCCAACAUUCACAAUCCAAAAAGCUGGGUUCUGAGAGAAGCCUCUAAUGUCAGUGCUCUUCAAGAGGGAGGAACAUUCCUGCACACUCUGUGGAGGAAAAUGCAAGCAGUUGUCACUCCACUGCUAGCCAACUUGGUCUCUGUCAUUGACCGGGAUUGCAAUUUGGACCUUCUGUUGAAUGGAAGUGAUGACAUCAGAAACCUCUGGCUUGAGAUUUUUGGGAGCAAAGAAAUGCUUCAUGUACCCUAUGUAAGGGUGGAAAACAACUCCAGUGUGAUAAUGGUGCAAAGCCAUAUCACAGGCAGCGGCACCAUGAGCUGCUGCAUGCCCUUCAGCUGGUGGAUCAAAGACUUCCUGGAUGGGUUCAUGAUGCAAACAUCUAGACAUGAAAGUCAUUCGCCAGGUCAUAUCCUAGAGUUAUUCAUGAACACUCCACUUGGGGGGUUCAUGAAUGAAAAUGUCAAUGAAAAAAUGAAGAAAGAAUUCUUUGAAAGGUACCUACAGGAUUUUGUUUCCAUGACUUUCGACGUAGGAUCAGAAGAUGAACUACCGCUCAUGUGUCAGGCCCUGGCCAGCUGUGUUGAUGAGAUAAGACGACGGAAAAGAGAUGAGCAUGAGCUUUGUCUUCCUCUCAUCCACAUCGCCUACCGUGCCUACCAAAGUCGUCUUCAGAACCUCUCCAGGAUGUUAGCUCUUCAGCCUGAUGUUGUAACUCCUUUGAGAAGAAACACACACAUACGACACUGUCCUGAGAUGGUUUUGGAUGUGCAUACAGCUCAGGCCUGCAUUGAAUAUCUGGAGUCUCCCAAGCUUGAUACGGAUGCUCUCUGCCUGGACUGGCUGAAACAAGUGAAGAGGCUGCAGGCAUCUUUAGAGAUAAUUUGCUCCCCAGAUCAAGCCAAACUCUAUGGACAGAGAUGCAGAGAAAGAUUCCAUGAUGUCAGUAAAGGCUGGAAGCGCAUUCACACACUCUCAUUGUUUGCUGAACACAUGUUGCUGGGUUUCAGUGAUGAUGAGAAUCAACUCAGAUCGCUGGUCCAAAAACACUUUCAGACCUUAAGCAGGGUUCUGGAUAAAGACUCAGAUGUUAAAUCGAUAACUGCUUUUGAAGCUGUUAUUCAAGUACUGAAGUCCUGCAAGCAGGGAGCAAGUGACCAGAUUUUCCGGUUUGGACUUCAAUGUGGAGUGUGUGUGAGGGAGCCACAGGACCCGGUAGGAUUACCAUGCCAUCACAUCUACUGCUUAACAUGCAUCAGAGCAAGUCUGGAUGCAGGACAGGCAGCCUGUCCCACUUGCAGACAGGAGUUACCAAGUGACUUUCAACCACAUGUCUCAGAUGAAAUCAGGGUGUCUCUCAUCAGACAUUCAGAAUUCAGGCGGCGCUGCAACAGUUUCUUCAUUGAUUUGCUCUCCACUGUGUGCUUCAAGGACAACAGACCGCCAGCCAGAGCUGUCAUCAACCACUUGUUGUCCUACCUGAUGAUUGAGACAGAAAAUAGAGAGAUUCACACCAAAGAUUUGUCACCUUUUGAUGAGUCCCCUGAUAAAAAUCCAGUUGUGCGAUCUGUGAUCCUCAAGCUGCUGCUCAAGUUCAGCUUUGCUGAGGUCGAGGAAUACUUGCAGAAGCAUUUGUCAUCAGUGGAAGACAGCAGGUUUGUGGAUAAGGAGGAUAAAGCAGAGCUUUACGCCCUGUACAUCAACUGCUUGGAGGACUCCAUGUGGGAGAAAAUGCCUCAGGAAGGCAACAAAACUGAAGAGUUGGUGUCUUUUACAGACAAUGAAACUCAAUUCCUGCGCUUCUUUUUGGCCAAUGUUCCAUCUGUGCCAGAAACAGUGUCAGUCCAGUAUCUGAGAGACAUUGCAAGAAUGCGUCUGUGUCUCACCUUGGCUGCCCAACUCAUCAGUGACAGUCUGUCUGCAGAAGAGUUCCUGAAAAUGGUAUCUGAGUUCUGUGAGAAGAGUGGAAAUGAUUGGUACCGUGUUUACCUGAUCCGCAAGCUCAGUGAACGGCGGGGUGUUGAGUUUGUUCAGACACUGGUGAAACAAACAAACUUCAGCUGGCUUUUUCCUGCAGAGAUUCGGCAACAGAAUGAGGAUGGAGGCCAGCUGGACCAGUUCCUUGUGUAUGGAGAACAAUACAAAGCAGUGAGGGAUGCAGUUGCCAAGGCAGUAAUGGAUGGUGAUGUAGACCAAAUAGAAGAAAUCUGUGAGAGAUGCACUGUACCAUCAAGGAAACGAACAAUGUUCCUCCUCCUGGCACUUUUCCGAGAGGUUACAACUCUGUACAGGUCUGCAAAUACAGGUCUCCAUCCCACCCCAGAGAAUUGUCAAAAAUUUGGAGAGCUUAUCCAGGGCUCACGAUACCUGCCUCAAAGAGAAGUAAGAGACUUCGCGUCAGCCUUGGUUCACAACAGGUUGGGGGCCCUGUCCAUGAACCCUGAGCAUACUAUCACCGUCAACACUAUUGCUGAGCUGACUGUUCAUCUGGCAGCUGUGCUGCUCACUGGGACUCAGACCCUGCUGAUGCCACUCAAACAGUUCGGGCUGUCUCCUGAAAAUAUGCAGGGUGCAUUCAUACCCACAAUGCCUGAUGACAUGUUAGCUGUUGCUCGGACCGUAAUGCAACAAGAGGAAAGGUUCGCUGUCUUUGGGGAGCUCACUUGGUAUGUGUGUCCAAAUAAUCACCCCUGCGUUGUUGAUAGGUGUGGCAAGCCCAUGGAGAGAGGAAUAUGUCCAGAAUGUCGCCAAGAAGUUGGAGGGGAAAAUCACAGAGCUCUGCCUAACUUCAGACCAGCUCAGUUGCAGCAGGAUCAGACAAGGCCUGGCCACAUCCUAGGGGACCCUGAGCGGAGAAACAACCCAGACGCUCUGGACACCAAAAACAUGUCUCUGGCUCCCUUCACUCUGGUCAGACUGGUUACACAUUUGGCCAUGUUGCUGGGGGCCUCAGAGAAGUCCCAGUUUAUCCAGAACAUAAUUCAUCCACCAGUGGAGGAUUCAUUCCAGUUCCUCACUCUACACAUAUUAAAGGAUCUGGAACAGCUAUCUCAGACACUGGGUAGAGGUGCUGACGACACUGUGACAGCCAUCCACCUGGUGAUCCAGUCGCUGCAAGAGCUGGUGCAAGCUCAUCACUCUGAAUCUGAUCCUUACCUGGCAACCAAAGCAUCCAGAAACACCUGGGAGACGACUGUAGCUGGGGAUAUUAUGACACCUCGCUUAAGGGAUCUAGAUUUGCUCCUACAACAAUCAAAACAGAGGGUCAGAACAGACUCCCGUGUUUCCUCUAACUUCAUCAUGAGGACGGCUCUCAGUGAUGACUGCUCCUUCCUAUCAUCGCUGGCUCAGGGCUCUCAAGUGCACAGUUCGGCUGUGUGGAGCUGCAGAGAGAGGCUCUCAUUGCUCAGCCUCACACACAUUGUGGAGCAGCGUGACCAAAAGGAGGAGUUGCCUCUUCUGUGGAGGUUCCUUCAGAAGGAGGGAGAAUUUCGUCAGAUUAAGCAUCUUCCAGGCAUCCUUAUCCUGCAGAAAAACUUGGUGAGAAAGUUCCAGAAUGCAUCAGAUCAAAUAGUAGGCUCCAUCAGAGAUUUCAUCGAUAAGCAAACAGGUAUCAGAGCAUGGUAUGAGAAACACAUCGACACCUUCCUGAAAACAUGGAAUCUUCUCAGAGUGUCUGUAACAAGCAAUGAGCUGAAAAUACCAGAUGAAUUUUGCAGCGAGGAUUUGAGCCUGGACAGCGACCUGCAGUACCUCCUGCCUCGACGACAGGGUCCAGGACUGUGUGCUACAGGGCUGGUCAGCUAUUUGGUGUCUCUACAAAAUGAGCUGGUGCAUGCUGUGGAUACUCAGACUGGAGAGGACAACAGCAGUUACAGGGUGAGUUUGGCUGAGCUCACAGAGCAACAUGUCAUCCAUUACGAGGUGGACAAAGACCUGCUUCCUCUAGUUCUGUCCAACUGCCAGUACAGCUUGGAGCGGGGACGUGAGACAGUAUCACAGUAUGAUCUUCCGAGGAUCCAGCAGCAGAUUCUUACCCACUUCCUGCAGGGAAAACCACUCAUCACGCGCACAGGAAUCCCUACACUGGUCAACACACAAGAGAGAGACUAUGAAAUCAUUUUCAAAGAUGUUAAAGGAAAAGUGCCUCAGGACCCCCUGACCACUCUGACACGAAAUGCUGUGUCCAGAGAGCUGGAGUCCUACAGCGAGGUGUGUGAGGCGCUCAAGGUCGUGGAGCUGCUCCUGGGUUUCCUCUCAAUGACAGGGGGUGAUCCCAGGAUGCCACUGGUCAGUUACCUUCAGGACAUCCUGAAGAUGGCCGACAAUAUUGAUCGUCACAUAUUGCAGGCUCUGGGCAGAUGCAAUCUCAGACAUUGUGUUUGUCUGUGGCAACUCCUCUCCUCCCUUAAAUCUGAAAGCAUGCUGCGUCUCAAGAGGGAGCCCUUUUCAGGGUAUCCAGCUGAUUACCAGGUGCCGCUAACAGAGGAAAACAAGAUUGAGCUGCAAGGCUUCCUACAUGGGGGAAAUGUGGACCAAUGGCUGCUCGAGAUGCACGAGUUCCUCCUGUUAAAUCUGGGCCGUCUGAGGGCCACUGAAGAUUACAAACCAACAUGGGGUAUAAAGAUGACUGUGGCUGCCCACAUGGAUCGUAAAGAAGUGGAGGUGCCUCCUUACGUGGAGGACAGGUUUCCUGAUGAGCUGCUGCUGUCCCAGAUUGUGGAGACCUGGAAAUAUUUGGUCACAGUCAGGCAGGAGAUGAUGAUGGGGGGAUGAGCAGGAUGUUUUUGAGAGAGAAGAAUCUAUUUGGUAUUUUUUUUAAAAAAGCAAAGCCAGACAGUUUUAUUUGAGUUUGUCUUCAGUUAUUUUCUUUUUUUCCUGAUUAUGUAAGAAAGAUAAAGCAGUAAUUUCAGGGUUGUUUGUUUUUCACACAAUGACCAUUCCAUAAAUUUCAUUUCUUGAUUAUGCGGUUUGAAUUAUGCUGCUAUGGGCCAAUUACUCUGCAUUAGUAAUCACUGUAUAAACUGCUGUGUUGUCUUUACAUGAAGUUAAUAUCAGGAUGUACUCAGGAAACGUCUGAAGGAAUUUGACAAGUGAACACUUUCAUAUUAUGUUUUAAUUUUUCCUUUUCAUGGAAGUCUUUGAGUUAAUUUCGGUAUGAUCGAACAAAAUUUGAGUUUUUGUUAUGCAUUCAAGUUUUCUGAGAGUUAUCGAUUAGUGAUCCUUUUUAUUUGAGAUAUUUGAUUUGUCUGACUUGAUUGUUUUUCUCGCGUGAGUGAUCAAUUCUUGAGGAUUGUAGUAGGAAAUGACAGAGUAGAGAUUCACACAAGAAAGCAUUCAAGUUUCUGGAGAAAAAGCUGAAAAACUGUAUUAAAAAAAUGUGCAUCUUACACUGUUAAGUCUUUCGGUUUGUGAAUGAACCAGUUAUAUUUACUUGACCAAAGAAGAAAUAAUGUCUUCCAUGUUUCUGAUGUAUGUAAAAUUUUAAAAACCCUUGUGCCCUUUUACAGCUGAGCAUCUGCAAUCAGGAGAAAUGUUUUUUACUUGAUUAAGAGAGCUACUUUGGAAAUGCUUAUAUUUGUGUUUACUCCUCAGUAAAAAGUAAUAAACAGUCUGAACUGCUCAUGUUUCUGUUCAUAUCCCUCUACCGUAACAUGCAACAAGUAUUUGUUUUUUAGAUGUAUUGUCCACAUGUACCUUUGUUCUAUCAUUCCACCCAUUUUUGUUUUAUAUUUAAAACUCCUACGCUGAGAUGAGCUGUAAAGUAUUUGGUCCAAGGCCAAUAUGACUGUGAUAUGAGAAAACACCAUCCUUCCUUUUGAGCUCAGCCCCUCUCACCAAAACAGUUCUCAAUUUUACUUAAAUGAGGAGCUGACGGUGCCAUGGAAAAUAUUCUGGUGAAAUUUUAAAAAAAGCAAGAGAGCUAAAGAAAGUUAGAGUGGCCACCAUUAGUUAAAAAGAGAAAUAAAAUUACUUCCAAAAUUUGUGAUACAGUUCAAUCAACCUUUGUACGGUUCCAAUUCAUAACCGAAGUUAUCUGAAGAAACUACAACAGUUGUUGCUGCAUCUCAAAGCAACGCAACAAAUUAAUUUUAUCAUCUGAACAGGACAAAAUGGGA